Molecule: messenger RNA, 4351 nt
Organism: Lepus europaeus (European hare)
Lineage: Eukaryota; Metazoa; Chordata; Mammalia; Lagomorpha; Leporidae
Gene: TSPAN2
Product: tetraspanin 2
Exons: 8
Coding region: 13-678 (221 amino acids)
Cellular component (GO): membrane
Source: RefSeq, a predicted model, not a curated record
CGGGGCCGCAGCAUGGGGCGCUUCCGCGGGGGCCUGCGGUGCAUCAAGUACCUGCUGCUCGGCUUCAACCUGCUCUUCUGGCUGGCUGGCUCGGCCGUCAUCGCUUUUGGACUAUGGUUUCGGUUCGGAGGCACCAUGAAGGAUUUAUCAUCAGAGGACCAGUCCCCAGAGUAUUUCUACGUGGGACUGUAUGUGCUGGUUGGAGCCGGGGCCCUCAUGAUGGCCGUGGGGUUCUUCGGGUGCUGUGGAGCCAUGCGGGAAUCACAGUGUGUGCUGGGAUCAUUUUUCACCUGCUUACUGGUGAUAUUUGCUGCUGAAGUAACCACUGGAGUAUUUGCUUUUAUAGGCAAGAGUGUAGCUGUACGGCACGUCCAGACCAUAUAUGAAGAGGCGUACAAUGAUUACCUGAGAGACCAGGGAAAGGGCAACAGGACCCUCAUCACCUUCCACUCAACCUUUCAGUGCUGUGGGAAAGAGAGCUCUGAACAGGUCCAGCCCACGUGCCCAAAGGAGCUUCUAGGCCACAAGAACUGCAUUGAUGAAAUUGAAACCAUAAUCAGCAUUAAACUCCAGCUCAUCGGAAUUGUCGGUAUUGGGAUUGCAGGUCUCACGAUCUUUGGCAUGAUAUUCAGCAUGGUCCUGUGCUGUGCAAUACGAAACUCUCGAGACGUGAUAUGACAACACUACUUCCACACAAAAAUCACAACCCAGAGUUUUGCUACAAAUGUCACCAUUGCUGUCUUCCAGCUCAUUUUAAUGUUCGAAGGACUUUAGGAUCUAUAAUAAUUUGCUGUUAACUGUACCUUUGCACAUGUGUGUGUGUGGCUCAGUGCUGGUCUGCCCCUUGAGUGAGUACCCACGUGUGUUGACUAGGAGCAUAUUCAUGUGUGAGCUGAGUGUUUCUGGUAUAUGCAUUAUACACAACAAAAACUGCUUGUUGGGAAUUCCUAAUUCCUGUUAUCUAAGAGGAACAACCUAUUUAACUAGCAGAAAAUGAUAAAAAAAAAAUGCUUUGAGAAACUUUAAAUUCUUGGCUAUUCAGAAAAGUUGAUAACGUGUCAGUUUCUCAGACCGUAGCCUUCAAAGGUUAGAUACAGAGACUCCAGGGAUUUCUGGUUAACAGAGGCAAUAAGCUGCAGCAAUUGGGAGAUGAUUCUAGAUCAAAAUUGCCUGUGUCUGAUUGGGUUUCCUAGAAUGUUUUUAUAUACAUGCUCUCCCUCCCCAGAAUACAAGCAACCAUAGUUUUAGAACUAAACACAUCUGCAAAACUAAAUAUAGCAUGGCAAAUCUAAUUUGAAUAAGUCAUGCUUUCCUAGUAUUUAAACACAAAAACCUCCCUCUGGAAAGAGUAGUCACACAGACAAUCAUGUGCGCUGUAAAAGUGUUUUUAGGACUAAAAAAAACUUUUUAAGGAAAUAUUUUGUUCUGACACAAAGACACGUAAAGAUUGAUUGCUUUAUUACUUUCCUUUUAUGACUCUGCUCUGAACUACUGCAACCCUCACAUCCUCAAAAGGGCUUUUAUCUCAGAUUCUUCUGUUUCCAAGAUGGAAGAGCAGAAAGACUAAAGCAAGAGAUCUAGCAGUUGCAAAUUGCGGGAAAGAGAAUUUUUCCCGACACUGUAUCUUUGAAAUACCUCAUAACUCGAGUUUACAUAUUUUCCUAAUUUUUUCUAUUUUUCCUAUUUAUUCACCUAGAGAGUUCUUCAUACAUUAAGAACUACAGAUUUUGCCACCUACAAUAAUUAAAACCCAGUCCUUCAUAAUUCAAAUAUUAUGAGAAUCCUUGGCCAAAGCAAAAUAAACCAAGAAAAACAUCUCUAAGUCAUAUGCAUGGCACAGACGCAAGUUAAGGAAACAAAAAUACACACACACAACACAACUGUGUUCUUUCUGUGCAAAUCCUCUAUGAAAAUAUAAUUUUCAGAUUCUGCUUUGGUCUUCAUGCUCGAUUUUAAAUAUCUAAACCCAAAUUUAGGAUUUAAAUGAGCAUAUUUAUCAGUACUUUUUAACAACAUGUUACGUUUAAUACAUCGUGGAUUUUUGUAUUGCAUUUAUAAAGGCCACACAGAAGUGGGAGUGUGGAGGACUUGGGAAAUCCCCAAGUGUGCUUCUUCUGCACACGCAAGAACAGGGGUCUCCGGGGAGCGUGACGCUCCUAAGAAACGUGACAGCCGUUUGCUAAAGAGACUGCUGGGAACAGUCGCACUCCCAUAGAGGACCACAUUUCCUUUUCUGCCUUGCUUGCUACUGCUACUAACUUUGGAGGAAACUCUUCUAGGGGAGGAAAAAAAAAAGUCAGAUUGGAAGUAAGCUAAAAACUUCAUUAUGCAUGGCUACUUUACUGUGCUUUACUAUAGCUAAAGAAACAAUGAUCUUUUUUUUUUUUCAGAUUUUAUUUAUUUGAAAGGCAGAGAUAUCUUAAGACGAAAAUCACUUCAUGAAACAGAUGUUGGCCCCUCCCCACCCCCACCCCCACCCCAAAGCUGAGAAAUGUAACCUGUAGGGCAAAGAGCAGACAGUCCGUCUCUCUGAGUAGCUUUAGUGCACCUGCCUGCCUAGAGGCAGAACCAGGUUCAAGUGUAUACUCAGGUUCUCGCCAGCUCAGAGUGGGCUCUGAGUCCACAAAAGAGAGUGUCAGUCCCUCUAUGAAUGAAUAACCUUAAAGAAGUACACAGAGUAAAGAGUGAAAGAAUAGAAAUAAAUUAAUAUUUAAAAUAUUUUUAAGUGGGAGAGUAAGAGUCUAUUCCAUAAAUGUUUAGUGUGCCCCUCUUGGAAGUGAGCUUUCCAAACUAUGUGCUAUGAGUAGAAUUAUAGAAUUCCACCACUGUGUGAGAGUACAUUUUAUAAUAUAUUUACACACACACACACAGAGAUCAGAUAUCUAUAAUGUGUAUGUGUGUAUGUGUGUGUAAAUAUACAGAUGCAGGUAUAUCUAUAUAUAGAUCUAUAAUCCCUCUAUAUCUUGAAUCUAUAUAUAUAUCUUGAAUACAUAUCUGUUGAAUAUAUACAAAUGUCAUUUGAAUAUAUGUAUACAUGUUUGUGUGUGUGUAUGUACGUGUGUGUGUACACAUACACCAUAUUCAUAAGUUUUUGGUUAUCUCUGUUUAUGUGACCUAAUUUGAGAUCAGACCCAAACAUUUUCUUAAACCUCUGGUGCCGAUGAUGAAAUAUUUUAAGUUAUUUCAAAUUAAAUUUUCUAUGUACCAGAAUUGUUUGCUUCAUCUUAAAAAUCCUAUCAUAGCUCUCUGUACACUUUCACACAACUUGUCUAAAUGUCCAAUUACUUAUCAACCCAAACAAUAUGGUAAAAUAUGAGGCCAAGUUCUAGCCCUCCUAUAAUGUUACUCUUGGGAGCUGGACUUAAGACAACACCCUAAGGACCAUCAUUGCACAUAGUUGUAUCUCGCUUAGUAUUCUUUCACCCAAAUUAUCCCUCUUUUCUCUAGAAUAGUCCCUUUGUCAUCUGUGGUUCAAUCUGUAAAACUGUGCAUAGAGGCAGGGUACAGGGUGGUCCCCCAUGCCAUCAGCAAUAGUAGCUGUUCCUCUCUGCCUGGGAGCAGUGCUAAUAGGGUUGGCUGGGUGAGAAUGAGGCUGGUGAGAGAUGGAUGCGAAGGAGACAGCAUUUUCUCCCUUCUGAAGUAAAUUCACAAACAUCACAGGCAAAAGGUGGCUUCCUUGGUCCCAAGGCAGCCACCAGGGCUUCGGUAGGUGCCCUGCACCUGCUUUUCCUGGUUCGUGGCCCCCUUGGCUCCACCCACUCUGACUUCCAGCUUCUCAGGAUUCCAGCAGCCUCAUUUUACCCAACCCUAGGAGGAAGCACUCUUGGGUUCUAGAAGCUAGUAGAUUAAUUGCAUCAUCUUAGUUGAGGCUCAUCAAAAUCAAAUCUGCAAAGGUAGGUUUGGAGAGUGAUGGAAGCUUCUACUGUCUUUCAACACAACUCUUCAUUUUUUCCUAUAAGACAUACCUGUAAGGUAUUAUAUGCCAGUGGCCUUUGAAAGCUGAAUGGACGUCACAAAUCCAGAAUGUAACUGUUUUGGUGUGUUCUCACUGUAACAACGAAGGAAGAGCAUAGCCCAGGAAUCCACCAUUCACAAGGUGCUUCCUGGGACACGGAAAGCAGGAGAAGAAGGUAAUGUAUCCUGAACUUUGCCAAGCACAUGCCAGACUGGUUUCCUAAAGUGUUUGCCUAAUGUGCCAGAAACUCUUUCAAAGUUUUGGAUUUGAAUUUGGUUUAGGGUUGAGUUUUCACUUUUCUGUGUAAUAUUAGAUGUUUUCACUUACAUUAAAUAGAAGAAACAAAUUAAAAGGAAUAAUCAAUAUAAAGCGCUCAGCAACCCGGCAGUUAGUGAU